AUGGGUGUAGAGAAAAUGGAAAUGGAAGAUCCAGAUUCUACUCUGAUGGAGAAUGUUAAGAAGCCGAUCUCUAGGCCUCUGAGCAAAUAUGAGAGACUUUACCAGCCGUGCCUGGCGGAAAUAAUGGGAACCAUGUUCUUUGUUUUCAUUGGCUGUGUGUCAGUCAUUGAGAAUAUCCCGUCAACUGGACGGCUGCAGCCUGCUCUGGUGCAUGGGCUGGCUGUAGUAGUGCUGGUGGCCGUCAUGGAUAACAUCAGCGGCUCCCAUUUUAACCCUCCCUUCACCAUUGCCAUCUACCUGUGUGGGGGCAUGGAGCUGAUGAUGGUCGGGCCCUACAUCAUCAGCCAGCUGAUUGGAGGAGUCCUUGGAGCAGGAAUGGCUAAGCUGAUGACGAGCCCAGAGCGCUUCCUCAACGCCACAGGAGCUGCUUUUGACGUCCUGAAGUCAGAGAGCCAGCUGUAUAGGGCCCUCUUCGGAGAGGUGGCGAUGACUUGCUUGGUGACCAUGGUGUUGCUGAUGGCGGCAGUCAACAGCCGGACGAAAACGCCACUCGCCCCACUUCUGGUGGGCUGCACUGUCAUCCUCAACAUCUUGGCAGGAGCUGACAUAUCAGGAACCUGUUUAAAUCCUGCAAGAGCUUUCGGUCCAGCUGUGAUGACCAACUACUGGACCUACCACUGGGUCUACUGGGUCGGACCUAUUGGAGGGGGAAUGGCGGCCGCGGCUUUGGUCAGGCUCAUCCUGGGAGACAAUAAGUUACGAGUUGUUAUGAAAUCAUGAGGACUCUCUUUACUAUCAUGGAGGUGACAUUGAAGUCGUAAACAUUAUCAGUGCAUGCUUUUCCAGUCAUAUAAUGUUUCAUCGUUUUUUGCUAUAUAUUCUUAU
Molecule: messenger RNA, 885 nt
Organism: Cyprinodon variegatus (sheepshead minnow)
Lineage: Eukaryota; Metazoa; Chordata; Actinopteri; Cyprinodontiformes; Cyprinodontidae
Gene: aqp8a.2
Product: aquaporin-8-like
Exons: 5
Coding region: 1-780 (259 amino acids)
Biological process (GO): transmembrane transport
Cellular component (GO): plasma membrane
Molecular function (GO): water channel activity
Source: RefSeq, a predicted model, not a curated record